Molecule: messenger RNA, 3302 nt
Organism: Sinocyclocheilus grahami
Lineage: Eukaryota; Metazoa; Chordata; Actinopteri; Cypriniformes; Cyprinidae
Gene: opn4.1
Product: opsin 4.1
Exons: 1
Coding region: 1422-2936 (504 amino acids)
Biological process (GO): G protein-coupled receptor signaling pathway; visual perception
Cellular component (GO): membrane
Molecular function (GO): G protein-coupled receptor activity
Source: RefSeq, a predicted model, not a curated record
AAAAGUAACUUUCACCAACUCUUUAUAUGGUUGUUGAGCAUUUAAUAUAAUAUCCUUUGGCAUGAAUGGUUUCCACUCUUCUUGUAAGUACUCAAAUAUGUCUAUGAGAAUCAGACAUGUGUCAGUGAGGUCAGAAACUGAUAGGAUGAUGAGGACUGGCUUGCCGUCAGCAUUACUGUUUAUUCCACAGGUGUUCAGUGGGGUUCAUGUCUGGGCUUUUGUGUAGGCCUGUCAAGUUCUUCCUCAGUAAAUCAUUAAUUUAUGGGAAUUGCAUUGUGCACAAAGGGGGCAUUGUCAUGCUGUAGGAGAAAAAGGCUCUCUCCAAAUUGUUGUCACAAAUUUGGAAGCACACUAUUCUAAAGAAUGUCAUUGUAUGUCAUUGUAUUUUUGAGAUUUCCCUGGAUUUAAAGGGCCUGGCCAAAUAGUUUGCCCAUUAACUAGAAACGGCAUGUUCACAUACUUUUUUGCCACUUACUAAACUCAAGGUCAAAAUAAAACUAUAUUCAGUUUUAAUAAUGACUGCAAAGACACAUUCAUCUGUUUUUUUUCUAAAGUAGGCCAAGUCCUUGUUGUUAAAAAGAUUGAAGGCUAUAGGCUGAUCAUUAUUUAAAUGGAACAGGGAGAAUCAUUUCAGUUCAUGUUCAGGUCAGUGAGCAGUUCCCAUGAUGAGGGAUGUUAAUCAGUCUUUAUUGGAGCAGUCAUUGUGCUCCACUUUGACAUUGCAUAAAUUGAUUUGGCUCACUGCAUCCACUCAAACAAUCCAUACAUCCUUAUUUUGGGUCAAAAAGUGCUUUUUUCCAUCAACAGCUGCCCUAAUUUACUUCUCUAAACAACAAACAGUGGAAGCAUUUUUAUAUUUAAUAAAAUAAAGACCGCUUUUCAUGGUCUUCAUUUCCUCCUUUACCUCUCACAGGGUUAUCCAACUCACUGCCAACAUUUCAAAUGAAACAUUCAAACUUGAAAUAAUGUUAUCUCUUUCUCUAGGUCAGUCCCAUUAAUUAUCAAUAUUAUACAUAAUUUUAGCUCGUAUUCACAGGGUAAAGUUUGCCAACACUCUAUACAAAUGUAUCUUCUUAUUUCUUACAAAAAAAGACUAAAGCAAAAUCAUCCAGAUGAUUUUAACAAGUUCAAAAUAUUUAGAGUACUUUUUUAACGUAACCAUAGGCCAAGUGACAAUUUUUGUCCAUUACAGCAGGCCAUGCCACAAACUACUUACUGAUCAAUAAUAACUUGGUGGUGCAUUGAUUAGUAUAUAAAAAGCUAAUGUAUUGUGCCACCAUUCACAGACUGACACAGAGAGGAGAACAGCACUGUUUAUUAUUUAACAUGAGAAUUUAACCGCUUUUUUCACUUCUCUUAAUACUAUUACCAUCGCUUUUGUAUACAAUAAUUUACGACUCUAAGACAUCAAACCUCACAACAUGAGCCAUCACUCCUCAUGGAGAGGGCAUCAUUGUGCUCCUGGAGACAUCAACUGCACUGCAGGCUUUAAGGAAUCAUUGGGCAGCAGGAGCUACAAGUUGCUCCAUGUGCCUUUCCAUGGGCCGACCCAUAGCCACCACCAUGAGCCUCCACACCCGUUCCCCACCGUGGAUGUUCCUGAUCAUGCCCACUACAUCAUCGGCUCUGUCAUCUUAAUAGUAGGCAUCACCGGAGUGAUUGGAAACGCACUGGUGGUCUACGUGUUCUGCCGUAGCCGUACUCUUCGCACCGCAGGGAACAUGUUUGUGGUGAACCUGGCUGUAGCUGAUUUCUUCAUGUCCCUCACCCAGUCACCAGUGUUCUUCACAGCCAGCCUGCACAGGCGCUGGGUGUUCGGCGAGCGCUCUUGUGAGCUCUACGCCUUUUGCGGCGCUCUCUUUGGGAUCUGUUCCAUGAUGACUUUGACUGCCAUAGCUGCCGAUCGCUGCCUCGCCAUAACUCAGCCUCUCGCCCUUGUAGGCAGAGUUAGUCGACACAAAGCAGGUGCGGUAUUGGCUGUCGUGUGGCUCUACUCCCUGGGCUGGAGCCUUCCACCAUUCUUUGGCUGGAGUGCUUAUGUUCCAGAGGGUCUUCAGACUUCCUGUUCUUGGGACUAUAUGACCUUCACUCCUUCAGUGCGUGCGUACACCAUCCUGCUCUUCAUUUUUGUGUUCUUUAUCCCACUAGGCAUUAUUGCUAGCUGCUACUUUGGAAUUUUCCAAGCUAUCCGAGCUGCGGGGAAGGAAAUACGAGAGUUGGAUUGUGGGGAAACGCACAAGGUGUAUGAACGCAUGCAAAAUGAAUGGAAGAUGGCGAAAGUCGCCCUCCUGGUCAUUUUGCUUUUUGUAAUAUCGUGGUCACCCUACUCCGUGGUGGCCCUCACAGCCACGGCUGGCUAUUCCCACCUCCUGACUCCCUACAUGAAUUCAGUACCUGCUGUGAUCGCCAAGGCCUCAGCCAUCCAUAAUCCCAUCAUCUAUGCAAUUACGCAUCCGAAGUAUCGGGCGGCUAUUGCCCGUUACAUUCCGGUUCUCCGCCCCAUCUUGCGUGUCAAAGAGAAGGAUCUCCGUUCCUCUUUUAGUUCCGGAAGUGUCAGUUCCCGUCGUCCGACCCUCACCAGCCAGUGCUCUCUGGGGGUUAGCAUCGGCAAUGCUGCACGAGCUAAUGGCCGCUGGGGGAAGACGCGCUUGUCUUCUGCUUCAGAUAGUGAUUCUUGUUGGAAUGAGAGUGAGGCUGAUGGUUCCAGCGUCAAUUCCCUGACCUUUGGUCGUCGUGUGUCCACGGAGAUCUCUACAGAUACUGCCAUUCUCUCACCAGGGUCAAGUACUAACAGCUCCAGUGGGCAGAAGCCGGAGAAGAAGCACAAAGUUGUAAGCGCACCGGUGCCGUCUAUUACUUUUGAAACAGAUGCAGCCGAUGGCGAGUCUCUGUCUGAUGGGAAAGCUUUGCUCCUUGGGGGGAAAGAAAGGGAAUGAUGCAGUGCUUCAGAGUAACUUUGGUACUAGUAAUUUUAGUAGUUGCUUUGACCUAUUCUUUUUUUUAAUUUAAAUAUAUAUUCACAUGCCCUUCUUUACUUUACAAGCCUCUGUCUUGUUAGUUUUGUGAACUUUGUUUUUGAAAUUAAACGAUUUUCAGGUUUGUGUGAAUUUAGCAGAUGCAUUUAUUAACUUCAAUGAUUUCCUUCAUAAAAUGUAAGCGUUUGUUAAUUACUUUCUUUUUAUUAAAACCUUUAUAAUAACCAUCUUUUUUCCCUUUGUUUAAUCUGAGGAUAUUCUGGUGUGGAUUUUAAUAGUUGAGUAAAUGUGUCUAAAUGAUGUUUGGCAUCAUUUUUAUUUCAAUAA